Messenger RNA from Alternaria metachromatica, 915 nucleotides. RefSeq lists its product as uncharacterized. Lineage: Eukaryota; Fungi; Ascomycota; Dothideomycetes; Pleosporales; Pleosporaceae. Bases 1 to 915 code for a protein of 304 amino acids. The transcript has 2 exons. The record is from RefSeq and is a predicted model, not a curated record.
AUGGACAACACAUCCUUUCCUCCACUCGAACAGGGCCAGUCCGCCCGCGUCUUGGGCGUCGUGGAGAUGCUCGAGAACAUACUACUCAAUCUCAGCUCCGCCGAUACUCUAAAGAAUGCACAAGGGGUCUCAAAGUUCUGGCGAGAGGUUGUUCAAGGAUCAAAUGCACUUAAGAAGAAGUGCUUCUUGAUCGCCGACGAGAUGAGCGAAGAGGAAACAGACCCCGACGAACCAGAUGCUAUCCGCCGACUACAAUACAAAGUGGGCAUCCAGGACUAUUUCGAGACGCUUAAUGACGAUAAAGAGAUCAUACCUCUGACGAUCAACGUGGGCCGUCAGUGUCGCGGCUUUUGGCCUGAUGAUGAAUACGACCCGCGAACCUGCGAGUCGCUGCUUGACAUGUCACGGUUGAACCCGCUGCUUCGCCGAUCGUGGACAGGGAAAGCGUCCGCUAUCUUCACCGGCCACGAGAAACACAUGAUCUUCUUACUGGGCGACAACUUCAACGAGGGCUGCGAGUACUUCACAUACAUUCGGGAAUUUCUGGAAACCUUCGCAAAUGCCAUGAGCACCGAUGCGUCAAGACGGCCCUGGAGAACGGUUCAGAUCAGUUCACCUGCCGUCACGAAACUUACCAUCAUGACCACUCUACCUGGGUGGUUCGGCGAUGGAACUCACGAUUAUCUCGGUGAUACUGGUAUCACGAUGCUUGACUUCGCGCACGUGUUCAUCUGGACGAUCCGGAAAGCUUUGGAAGCCUAUUCACCGGCUGAUCUGGAGUACUGGAUGGGUCAAAUGCGUUCGUUCAAGCGAGGUGGCAGGACAUGGAGGAGCUACAUGCGCUCAUACAAGAAAGAGCGAGACCUCAUCGAAAAGUUGAUGGACCGAAUUGACGACAUGAAGGGUAUAUGGUAG